CUGUCCCGACAACCGCAAGUGCUGAUCGCGACUGCCGACGACGCACAUGACGUCCACGGCGGCCGGACGGACCGAACGCGGCCGACGCACCAGGAAACUGUUCUCCGCGACCGCGCUGUUCGCCAGGUUGUUCCGGCGCGGUGCCGCCGCCCGGGACGCGGCCGCCGAAGAUUCCGCCUGGUUCCGAGACAACCUGCAGCUGAUCCGACAAGCGUACGCGGCCGAGCACAAACCCGACUACGGCACCGCGGCGGCGUUCGACCGCAGACCGUGGCCGUCGGCCGCCGGGAACGCGUGGUGUCGGCGCGGCGCUCGCUGGUCCGGCAGCACCACCACCGUGUACAGUUUCGCCUACUUCGGAGCCACCGACGGCAACGGCCAAGUGGCCAACGUCGACCGGGAUGACGCCGAGUCGGUCGAGUACAUUGACGCCGCAACGACCGCGGCCACAUUGCCGGCCAGACGACAUAAACAUCACAGCAAGGCGGCGUCCAAAAAAGAACCCUGUACCGCUACGUCCGACGCUGUUGAGCGAACCAUUCCGACACCGUCGGCCGUUACCGUCACUGCCGUUACCACUGGUACAAGGACUAGGUCGAAAAAAUACAAAGCCCCACCGCCACCACCUUUACUACAAGCGAUCGCACAGCCACAGCCAAACCCGACAGCGGUUAUACCACCCAACCGCGGUAGACAGCGUAGACACCGCAAAGGGCCCGCUCCGCAGCCUCCCGUCAUGACCACCGUGGUCGUACCGAAGCCAUCAGUCGUGGUCACUGUCAUCGGGCCGAAGCCGCAAGUCGCGUCCAAAUCAGGUGGUAUAGCGCCGGACGAAAAAGACAGGCUGAGACGACGGGUGGACAAAAUCGAGAAGUGUUUGGUGGAGAAGGCGACGCCGGCCAAGUACUUACGACCUACGUCGGCGGUGUACACCGAAAUGGCCGUGACCAACAUAACCGAGCUGGACAGACGGGCUGCCGAGAUCUGCAAGAACCUGAGCGAGUCCACCGAAGCCGCGCGCAGGCUGUCCGCCUCGUUUUCCGUUGUCGCUAGACAACCGACUGGACGCACCCGGCCCGUCAGCGCGAUAAUACUGCCGCAUAAGACUUCCGACGGGGCGGCCAAUCAACUGCGGGAGAAGCGGUUGGAGUUCUUCGAGCGGCUGCGGCCACUGCGUGACGAAGACACACCAGACUCAAUCGAUGGCCACAAAAAAAAUGCUGAUCCAAAAAUCGAGACCACCAUCACCAAAAUGUCGUUCGGCACUCAGACCACAGGACGUAAGGUAUACAAGCCCAAAACUCUGCCUAAGACCAAUGACAACAGAGGUCCAGUGCUGCAGACGGACGACAAAAAAGGCUGUUACCAACAACUGAUCGCCAUGGAAAACCGCAGUGACCUAGUAACCUAUGACCGUCCUUUCGAGUGUGCAGUGUGCCUUUGCUCCUACAACGACGGCGGUAUCGUGUUGCGCGAUUGCCUGCACAUAUUUUGCAGACCUUGUCUGCAGAUGACCAUUAAACAUUCUAAGGGCGAACAGGUGAAAUGUCCCUACAUCGAUCCGCAGUAUUCGUGUACCGGUGUGCUGCAGCACCGCGAAAUCAAAAGGAUAUUGGGCGCCGACGAAGAGUACGAGCAGUACUUGCAGAGGUCGGUAAACCGAGCGAGACAGCUGUUGGCCAAAGGCGGGUCGUUCCAGUGCCGGCGUCCCGAUUGUCCCGGUUGGUGUUUGAUCGACAACAAGACCUACGUCUUCGAAUUUAAGUGUCCGGUUUGCGGGACCGUUACAUGCGUCAGGUGUGGGGAGAUCCACGAACCGGGAAGAAUAUGCGAGAGGUUGAUAAGAAAAACCAAUAAACUUGAGGCAGUCAGCGGCGAAACGGCAUCGGACGCAGCCGCUGUGGUCGAAAACCUUAUCGAGCGCGGUGAAGCCAUGGAAUGUCCGGGAUGCGCCACCGUUCUCUCCAAGCAACAAGGAUGUGACUGGAUCAAGUGCGCCGUGUGCUCUACCGAGAUCUGUUGGGCAACCAAAGGACCCAGAUGGGGACCCAAUGGUAAAGGCGAUACGUCAGCGGGAUGCAAGUGUGGCAUACCACUGGGACGCAAGUGCCACAUUAGCUGCACUUAUUGUCACUAACAAUAAAACGACCAAACGUCAAUAUUGUUUUAUUGACAUUAAUUAUAUAUAUAUAUAUAUAUAUACAUAUUAUUAUUAUUCUAAUAAAUAUA
This is a messenger RNA of Adelges cooleyi (spruce gall adelgid), 2229 nucleotides long. RefSeq lists its product as uncharacterized. The transcript is spliced from 7 exons. The record is from RefSeq and is a predicted model, not a curated record. Bases 47 to 2137 code for a protein of 696 amino acids. Gene Ontology annotation, biological process: protein linear polyubiquitination; proteasome-mediated ubiquitin-dependent protein catabolic process. Lineage: Eukaryota; Metazoa; Arthropoda; Insecta; Hemiptera; Adelgidae. Gene Ontology annotation, molecular function: ubiquitin-protein transferase activity; ubiquitin binding. Gene Ontology annotation, cellular component: LUBAC complex.